Pocillopora meandrina is the source of this 4194-nucleotide messenger RNA. Lineage: Eukaryota; Metazoa; Cnidaria; Anthozoa; Scleractinia; Pocilloporidae. The record is from the annotation of a GenBank genome assembly.
CGCUAGGGCCGCCAUUUUUAAUUUAAUUUCACAUCGACUAUUCUCCGGACGUUCUGAAUGUAGAGGAUCAAGAGAUAUUUAAGGAAGAACAAAUUGCGGAACUAUGACCACAGCAGCAAGACCGACCUGGGACACCGCAAAGGGUGGCCGAGGAAAAGGAGAGGGUGACCUCUCGGCAUUAUCAAAGCAGUAUUCGAGUCGGGAUUUACCAUCACACACAAAACUAAAACACAGGUUAGGAAUAAGGGCUUUCGUUACUUUUAAGGGAUUCGUGCUAUGUAGGGGGAAAACUGUCUGAAUGCACGCGCGAAAUGGCGUUUAAAUUCGGAAUAAAAGAGAAAAUGCGAGUGUGGGUUGUCGACAAGCAAGACCGAGAAACUCUUCUGCUGCUGAUCCAAGAUACUAUCUUACCUGGAACCAUUCUGUUGUAACAUGAACAACGCAGAAUGACGCCUUAAAAGUAACGAAAGCUGGAAUAAGUGAUGAUGGUUGUUGUAAUUUACAUAUUUUGACUUUUCAAGACUUCCCUAAACGCUUGUAUUUUAAGACUAGAACUCCUUAGGUUGCUAUUGAUAAUAAAUCGUGCAGAUGAAUGUCAUGAAAGUGUUGAUGAAAUAACGUCGGCAAAAUUUGCGAGCAAGUAGAACAAAUUGAUGGCGUCCCAGGGUAAAAAAAAUUGUGUCGAGUGUCAAAUGAGUGGCUAGUUCUGGCCCCAGUGCAAACUGAGUGUUUUACAUUACAGUGUAUUCUCGUUAGUUCUGAACUUGACCAAAUAUACUUACAGAGGAAAUCCUUGUGUUGUGUUUUUUUCAAUACUUGUGGUAGCCUUAAAAUGGACCCCUUCCACAUUUUUUGUAAGUUUCCAUCUAAACCACACCUUAAUGAAAUAACAUCAUUACUUUUUUUAAUAAUACUAAUAUUGCUAAUCAACAGGCAAACGGGUCAAGACACUGUUGAAGAGGUCCGCAGCAGAGACUUCCGCAAAGAUUUGGAAGAGAAUGAACGUCAAGCAGCACGUGAGCGUGUUAAGGAGAAAGGAAUCAAAUCAGCAGUUGAACAACCGAAGAGACCUCGACUUGAUCAACCACCUCCCUCAAAUCUAGAUGCAGAUGAUCCAAUUGAUGAUGAUGAUGACGAUGAUGACGAUGAAAGGUGUUAUGUUUUUACAUGCCAUUGACCUUCAUAUUUUGUUGAGCAGACAAUGAACAUUUUUUGACUUUAAAGACCACACAGGACUUUGAGAAAAGAAUUUCAAACAACAUAGUACUUUCCAUAAUUACAUGUAGAGACUCAUUAGUUCAUGUUGUAGGUCAUUUAAGAAAAUAUUUUCAAAUAGUUUAUAAAUUCGCAUCUUUUUCCUAAUCAAUGGCAUACAGUGAUGAUGAAGAUGACACAGCAGAACUUCUCGCUGAGCUGCAAAGAAUAAAAAAAGAAAGAGCCCAAGAGGAAGCCAAAAAGGUUUGAUUUACUAUUGAUUACCCUGCCCUUUCUUUUUUUUUCUCUUUUUGUACAUAAAAUAGUAAGUUGAAGGUGUCCUGUCUGGGACAUUCAGUAAAUAAAGCAAAGCAUGAUUAGUAGCAGAGGUGUGGUGACUAGUUGGUGUGGUAAUGUGAUUAGUAGUCAUGCUGUGUUAAAAUAUGAUAUACACUGUAUUUACACAGUAAUUUGAAGGUGCCCUGUUCUGGGCAUUCAGUAAGGAAAACAAAGUGUGAUUAGAAGCUGAGGUGUGAAAAAACUAGGCAGCUUUGGGUCAAGUGGUGUAAUUAAUAUACUUUUUAAGAGUUUGUACUUGUCAGUGUUAUCUCACAUGAUGGCCAUGUGUUGUAUGGCAGGAGAGAGAAAAGAAAGAAGAAGAGGAAAAAAUAAGAAUGGAAAAUAUUAUGACUGGAAAUCCCUUACUCAACACACAGAACAAUUUCAAAGUGAAGAGAAGGUAUUAAGUAGUAAUGAUAAAAUGAUCUUGUUGAUACUGAAUUUCUUUAGCUCAAUUGUUUGGCUCAUUUUUAUACAUUGUUAGUUUGUUCUUUGAAAUCACCAUUUCCUUUGUUGAGCCUAACGUUAUCAUAUUCAUUUUCAAAUAUUAAGAUGGGACGAUGAUGUUGUAUUCAAGAAUUGUGCCAAAGGAGAGGAUGGAAAAAAGAAGGUGAGAUGAACUUCUGGAAAUGCUUUGUCCUCAUGACUGACAACACUUUUUCAGUAACUACCUCCUCUGCUGUACAGUUCCCUCUAAAUUACCUGAGUUAAUUUGGUAUCAUCAAACUAACAAUCCCUACAUGUAGGUGAUGGGGUAUUCUAUUCUUGUCAUCUUUUUUUUCUGGAUUAUAGAGAGAGAUAUUUGUUGAAAAGAAGUGUAAUUAUUAUAUAGUACACAUGUAGCCCUUCUUCAGUGAGAACAUUCAAUAAGUGCAAGAGUACUCAUUGAUAUUCUCCUCAAAGUUCUUUUUAAUACAGCAAUAGUGAAGUUCAAUUAACUUCUUGCUUGAGAGCCUCUGACUUGGGUAUAGAGAAAUCAUGGACUCACUGUUGUGGACCCAGCUGCAGAAAGAGUGGAUAACACUAUCCAACAGAUAAAUCGUUGAUUGCAAACAUAUAGCUUUGUCCAUCAAGUAAGGAUUUAUCCAGUGGAUAGCAUUGUCCAACCUUUGAACCACUGAGGUCUGGAUUAUAAACUCUUUUCUUUGUAUAAUUAUUGUGCUUUACAUAAAGAGCUAAAAGAGCUAUUGUAAUUAUGAUUUUUAUUUUUGUUCUUGUUUGUCCUUAUACAGGAACAACACUUCAUCAAUGACACCUUACGUUCAGAAUUCCACAAGAAGUUCAUGCAAAAAUAUGUUAAAUAAUGAAAAGAUUUGACUGCUGUCUCGACAACUCUGCAUGUAGGAAUCCUAUUCUGGUCAUAGUAGAAUGAUGUGUAGCAACCCUUAUUAGAGAGAACUUUGCUUUCCAAGAACUGAGAAUGCUUUUAUUGCAACCAGGGAAACUUGGGUUCAUUGAUCUCUGAUAUAUGUUCCAGUUCACAUCUUAAGAUGGUUUCAUCUAACAUCCCUACAUGGAAGGAGAAUAUAUCCACUUGUGACAUGUCUGCUUGGGAUAUUUGAUUGAUUAUAAAACAAACCAUUUUUGAAAGUGUGGUGAAUUGUUUUGCUGAAGCCUUUUUUUUUGCUUUCACCUGUGUCUUAACAAAAUAUAGAGCAAUUUCCAAUGAGUGUCAAAAGUAAUUUGAGAUUGCUUAAGUUUUACUUUGCUUUGGUGCAUGAUCAGUCUGUAAAACUUGCACCAUGCUAAAAUCCUUGAGUCCUAAUUUGCCAAUGACAAUGGAAAACUGUUAUGAUUAACUGUUGUGAUUGGUUUGGUUCUACUAUAGUCAUUCAAUAACUGCUCUCACAGGGGGCCUGAAAAACAUAGCAGUGCAAAUGUGAGAAUUUGCAACCUUUUUGUAACUCUGUAGUUAAUGUUGAAAUAUGGUGGUUUUUGUACUUAGACUAGUUCUCUCUUUUACCCCCCUUUGUGUGAGUUAUCACCUACUCCAGUUAAUCUAUUCUAUAAUCUCUUCUUUCUUAAACAAACCUGAAGGAUUUAAAUUCCAUUGAAAUAAAAGUCUCUUUUGUUGACUUCUUAGUUGUUAACAAUCAUAACAAUUUUAUCUCAAGGUAACCGAGUCCCACCAAACUUAAACAUUUAAAUCUUCUUGGCCAUGGAGUGUCACCCACCCUAAACAAUCCUUUCCUGCUCCCCCUUGCCUCUAACUGCCAACCUUCUGGGUUAAGGCAGCAUAGAAAAAUUAUUUCAUUCAUGUGGAUUUCAUUGACAAAAUUUAAAUGUUUGGAGUCUUUCACCAUGGCUAUAUGACCAAAGUAGCAUGUCAAGUUAAAACACAGAUGUGAAAAUGUGUAUGUACCAGAAACACUCAGACAUAAUAAAAGUUGAUCAGAAAAGAAUAUCUAGCUCCAGACUUGGCCAUUAAAUAACCUAUUACAACCUAACAUCCGUAUGCAUAUUGUCCAAACUGUUCUCUAAACAUUUCUUGAGGUGGUGACAAGGAGAAUUUGGUUAACAAUCACAAACUUCAAUCAAGUGCUUCUUCAGAUGGUGAUCAUUUCCUUUAUUCUUGUGACCUUAAAGUUUGACGCAGGGAUGGUAUUGUGGGGAGAAAUUGGAUACUAGUAGCUCUUAGAGGUUAAAUGGUUAAGAGCACCU